This is a messenger RNA of Myotis brandtii (Brandt's bat), 2542 nucleotides long. It is a transcript of the gene SCD, whose product is annotated as stearoyl-CoA desaturase (delta-9-desaturase). The coding region runs from base 32 to 1117 and encodes 361 amino acids. NCBI's taxonomy places the organism in Eukaryota, Metazoa, Chordata, Mammalia, Chiroptera, Vespertilionidae. Gene Ontology annotation, cellular component: endoplasmic reticulum membrane. The transcript is spliced from 6 exons. Gene Ontology annotation, molecular function: palmitoyl-CoA 9-desaturase activity; iron ion binding; stearoyl-CoA 9-desaturase activity. The record is from RefSeq and is a predicted model, not a curated record. Gene Ontology annotation, biological process: unsaturated fatty acid biosynthetic process; response to fatty acid.
GGAGAGCGACCCCAGGCACCCGAGAGCCCCGAUGCCGGCCCACUUGCUGCAGGAGGAGAUGUCUAGCUCCUACACCACCACCACCACCACCACCAUCACAGAGCCUCCCGCCAGGAUCGCGCAGAAUGGAGAAGGCAACUCGGAGAAGCAUCUCCUGCACGCGGAGGAAGACAUCCGCCCUGAAAUGAAAGACGACAUCUACGACCCAAGUUACAAGGAUAAGGAGGGCCCGAGGCCCAAGCUGGAGUAUGUGUGGCGGAACAUCAUCCUUAUGUCUCUGCUACACUUGGGCGCCCUGUAUGGGAUCGUACUGAUCCCCACCUGCAAGGUCUACACCUGGCUCUGGGGGUUCUUCUACUACAUCAUCAGUGCCCUGGGAAUAACAGCAGGAGCCCACCGCCUGUGGAGUCACCGGAGCUACAAAGCUCGGCUGCCCCUGCGGGUCUUCUUGAUCAUCGCCAACACAAUGGCAUUCCAGAAUGAUGCUUAUGAAUGGGCCCGAGAUCACCGUGUUCACCACAAGUUUUCAGAAACAGAUGCUGACCCCCACAAUGCCCGGCGUGGCUUUUUCUUCUCCCAUGUGGGUUGGCUGCUUGUGCGCAAACACCCGGCUGUCAAAGAGAAGGGUGGUUUGCUAGACUUGUCUGACCUAAAAGCCGAGAAGCUGCUGAUGUUCCAGAGGAGGCAUUACAAGCCCGCUGUCCUGCUGAUGUGCUUCAUCCUGCCCACACUUGUGCCCUGGUAUUUCUGGGGUGAAACUUUCCAGCACAGCUUGUACGUUGCCACUUUCUUGCGGUACGCCAUCGUGCUCAAUGCCACCUGGCUGGUGAACAGUGCUGCCCACCUCUACGGAUAUCGCCCUUACGACAAGAACAUUAACCCGCGGGAGAACAUCCUGGUUUCACUGGGAGCUGUGGGUGAGGGCUUCCACAACUACCAUCACUCCUUUCCCUAUGACUACUCCACCAGUGAGUACCGCUGGCACAUCAACCUGACCACAUUCUUCAUCGAUUGCAUGGCUGCCCUCGGUCUGGCUUACGACCGGAAGAAAGUAUCCAAGGCGGCCGUCUUGGCCAAGAUUAAAAGAACUGGAGAUGGAAGCUACAAGAGUGGCUGAGUUUGGGGUCCUCCGUUCUCCUUUCCAAAAGCCAGCCAGGCAGAGUUUUAAUGUUCUUUUUAUUAACUACUGAAUAAUGCUACCAGAAUGCUAAAGAUGAUGAGGUUAACCCAUUCCAGUAUUCUUUUAAAAUUCGAAAGUAUUGAAAGCCAACAACUCUGCCUUCAUGAUGCUAAGCUGAUACUCUUCUUUCUUCUCUUUUCUUCCCUGUCUUCUAGACCCAUUGUCCUUUUCUUUGCUUUUUUCCUGUCACCUUCCUUUCUCUUCUCCCUCAUUGCCUCCCAGACAAGCAGCUGGUGAGGCAUUCAUUGAUGGGUGUCUAGCUUCUGAAGUCUAGACAACCUUUCUAUCAUCCAAAACUAGUGGUUUUGCCCCAGAUAACUCUUUCCUUGAGAUGUUCUGAGCUUCAAGGUAGGUGGCUCAAGCUAGAGAUUUGACAUCUUCUGGAAAGACCCCUAUUAGUUAUUUUCAUUUCAGACUUUUGCUAGAUGGAAUGGAAAAACAACUUUAUUUAGCACAAAGCUUCUAAAGCAGGUAAAUUGUCAGGGGAGAGAGUUAGCAUGCAUGGUACGUAAGGUGGGAAACAAAGCAAGAAGAAGCUCCUGAUGUGACCAGACAUACAGCUGCCUGCCUACUGCGGACAUUGAGCCCCACCACCCAGCAUGCUUCCUUUCUCUCCUGACUAUGAGUAGGGAAUGGCCAUGGAGCUUGGCAAUGCGAGACCACAGAAGCAAAUCUUAGGUCCCAGUAGACUCUAGGCUAGAGAUAAAGAAGAAGCAUUUAGUUUGUAAUACAAAUGAUCUUCAAUGGAGUUCUUUUUCCUUUAAUAACAGGAAAAUUUCUUAUUUCGUAUAUCAGAAAGUCUUGAGGUUGGUUGUUUCCAGAAUUGAUGAAUCCAGCAACUCAUGGAAUUAUCAAAAUUCUUUCAUCUUUCUGCUUUGCCAUCUGACCGUUGGGAUAUUGGUCAGCUCUACUCAGUAACAAAGUAGCUGCAGCAUUUCCAGACAUCCAAAAAAGGAAUGUAUUGGUGGUAUAAUGGUGAGCAUUCCAAAAAAGGAAGGAUUUUAGGAGGUAGGUCAAACAGAUACAUAUAUAUAUAUGUAUAUAUAUAUACAGAUAUACUUUGCUUAGAAUAUUAAAUAAUUCACUCAGAGUAUUUCCCUCUGAAAGAGGGAUGCUUGAAGAAGAGGACAGGGGAUGGAGAGGCUGAAGAACAGGGUCUGUGGCAGUUCCUGAGAGAUUAUUUUACAGAAGAAGGACUUUGAGAAUGCAUUGUCUGGGGAUUUGGAUUCAGAAGCUUACUAAGUAAAUUCCUGGGUGUCAUAAUAGGAAAGCUGGUUAUCCAAACAAGUUAGUUGUUAGGUUCAUUCAUUGACUCCCAUUUCUCCUUGGAAUAAAUAAAAACUAGAAGGCUUUUCGCCAUAG